AUGCCUUCUUUCAAGAAUACUGUCACUGCCCUGGCUGCUCUGGCAGGCCUCUCUGCUGCGCUACCAGCAUCGACGAGCCCUAAUCCGGGAGACACAAAGAACCCUCGCGCUCUUGGAAUCAACUGCCGAGGAUCGGGCUUAUGCCCUCUGGCUACGCUCGAGAACCACUCAGGUGUCAGAAUCCUGCAAUUGUGGCACGAUAUCCUCGCCGCCACCGAUAAAGACCCCAAUACAGUGUACAACAGCGGCGAUCAUAUUGUGUGCGUUGGAACCACUGUCUCCGUCACGAUAGGGGCCAGCGCCAGCGCUGAAGUGGAAGGUAUUGGAGGAGAAGUCAGUCUUGAAAGCGAGGUCUCCAUUGGGACUGGGGGCGUGUGUCUCUUCCCUCAGGGAGCGUCUUUGACCCUGUCACAGAUCAGGGGGCUUGUAGAUGCUUUGGGCAACCAUGGCUGCGCAACUUGCGGCUCCGUUCCAAUUCAUUUCGUUGAUCGAGGAAGCAAUGACCCGUCCUCGGGGAUCCUGACCUCCAACUACGUCAAGAACCCCUAUUGUGGUGGCAACUGCAUUUCUAGCGUGGGGUCUAAGUAA
Molecule: messenger RNA, 588 nt
Organism: Neoarthrinium moseri
Lineage: Eukaryota; Fungi; Ascomycota; Sordariomycetes; Amphisphaeriales; Apiosporaceae
Exons: 2
Coding region: 1-588 (195 amino acids)
Cellular component (GO): extracellular region
Source: RefSeq, a predicted model, not a curated record